AUGGCUAGCGACAUUUCUGAAUUGAAGGAGACCUUGACUCCCGAUCUGCUUGAAGAAAUUCGCGAAUUCUGGUUCGAGCAUAUGGAAGAUGAGGACGCUCUGAUCCUCCCUGGUCAGAGUGACAUGCAGCGGUGGUUUACCCGCGACGAAACCUUUGAUAAGAUCUGCGUUGCACAAUUCCAGGCUGCCCUCGACACCAUCAUUGAAUCCGGUGCUUCCGCAGCGGAUAUCCUAGAUGCAAUCGAUACUUCAUCUCCUCUGAACUGGCUGAGUAUUAUCCUCCUUCUCGAUCAGGUCCCUCGAAACUGCCAUCGAGGAGACGAGUCAAAGCUUGUAUUCGGACGCUUUGACCCUCUCGCCGAAGAGGUUGCCAUGCGUGCAAUUGACGCCGGCAUCCCGACAAAAUCAUCAGAAGUGCGAUACCGUCUAGCCCGUCGAUUCUGGUUUCACAUGCCACUGAUGCACUCUGAAAAUCUUGCCGUGCACGAACAAGCCGUCAAGCAGCACGAGGAGACCGCCAAAGAUAUGGGCCGGUUUCUGCUCAAGGAUGUCUCUACUUUGACUGAGGAUGAGAGGAAAUGUUAUGGGAUUCUGUCGAAUAAACAGGAUGCCCUUAGCGCGUUACUAAGCAAUCUACUCGAUUUUGAGCAGAGGCAUAAGGUGAUUAUUGAGCAGUUUGGGCGGUAUCCUCACCGUAAUGCAGCAUUGGGCAGGGUGCCGACCGCGGAAGAGAUUCAGUAUUUGAAGAAUGGUGGGGAGACAUUUGGUUGA
Penicillium cataractarum is the source of this 771-nucleotide messenger RNA. RefSeq names its product DUF924 family protein. The transcript has 2 exons. NCBI's taxonomy places the organism in Eukaryota, Fungi, Ascomycota, Eurotiomycetes, Eurotiales, Aspergillaceae. Bases 1 to 771 code for a protein of 256 amino acids. The record is from RefSeq and is a predicted model, not a curated record. Gene Ontology annotation, molecular function: protein binding.